AACUAGCGCGGAAGCGCUAGUCACCUCAGGCGGUGACUGGCGCUUCCGCGCACACUAUAAUCAUUUUUGUGCACUCAUACUAUCAUUAUAAAUAUAAAUGUUGAGGCCAUAACCUUACCAGCCGAUGCCACGACACGAAACUUCUUCGGGGUCGGUGAUGAUGGCCGUUUCAAUUGCGAAGAUUCCUGUUUUGUCUCGGGAUAGGGACUUUUUGGCGGGAAGUCAAACCUAUUAAGCGGAAUUUUUUGAAGGAAAAUUUUCACAAAUUGUUUUUACCAGGAAUUUGGAACCAGGCAUAAAAUCUCACUAUUUAUAGGUGAUCUUCAACAUGAGGGGCAAGCGCAAAAAGCGCAAAGCCGACGACUCACAUCAAGAUGUGGCAAGUGUCGACGACUCAGAUACUUCGACCGAUACUACUGAAACCGAUAAGUAUACCAUUUAUAAAUCGGAAAAUUACUGCCGUCAGUAUCCAGAAGAUGGUGGUAAUUUUGAACAUAUUGUAAUUUAUGAAAGUUCCGAAACCAGGCCAAUAGGCGACAGAGACCUCAUGUCUCUUGGCGCUUCGUUGAAACAAGGCAACAAAGGCAUAAAAAGAUUUAAAAGAAUCAACAAAUACAAAAUCGGAGCUAUAUUCGAGCGGCCAGGGUUAGCUAAUAGUGCCCUAUAUAAUACCAAAACGUUAAAGGACCUUCACCUAAAAGCAUCAAUUCCCGCCUUACUCACUGAAAGUACUGGUGUAAUCCAAAAUGUUCCCACCUAUAUGUCGAACAAAAACAUAUAUAAUGGAUUAUCAAGUUCCAGAGAUGUAGUUUCCGUGCGUCGACUUAUGCGUCAAGGGCGCGAUGAUGACGGCAAAUCGUGUUUGCUGCCCACCCAAACAGUUGCCUUAACUUUCGCCUGCCCUACAUUACCAGACAGUGUUGAUAUAGAUUCAUGGUACUUCGAGGUAAGCCUAUACAUUCCACCAGUUAGCCAAUGCCUGCGUUGUCUACGCUACGGUCAUAUUGGCAAAUUUUGUAAGAAUUCGCAAAAAUGCACCAUCUGCGGUGAAGAACACCUAUACAGAGACUGCCCUAAAGAUCCUAAGGAAGCCAUUUGUGUUCACUGCAGUGGCAAUCACAUAGCAAUUUCAUCAGAUUUCCCUAUUAAAAAAAAAAUUGAAGAAAAUAAAACUAAAUACCAAAAAGUUGCAUACGCCGAUUUAUUCAAUGAGAAGUCUUUUCCAACAUUAAACAAGUCUAAACUAACUGAUAAUAUAAAAACCUCCUACAGUGCGAUGACUUUGUAAACUUACUUAUUUCUUCUAUUAUCAAAAUAAUAUCUUUCAACAAGUCUGACGAAAUGCAUGUUACUUCUGCAGGCAUCAAAAGCAUUCUAUUAGAUACUUUCAGUACAAACAAAAACAGAAAUAAAGAUGAAACUACUUAAUUUUUUUUAUGGACUUGAAUAUAAUUCAGUGGAAUGUUCAAAGUCUAUCUAGUAAUAAACAUGCUUUUACAUAUUUCCUUUAAAAUAAUGAUAUACAUAUUGCUUUAAUUUCUGAAACAUGGUUAAAACCCGAAAAAAAAUUUAUAUCAAAGGUUACAUAAUAGAAAGAUUAGAUAUUGGUAGCAACCAUAAUGGUGUUACUAUACUUAUAAAAAAUAAUUUGAAUUAUAUUAGAUUAAAUACAUUACAUGACGAUUCUUUGCAGAACAUAGCUAUUAGAUUACAGUUCAACAAUGAAGAAAUCUCUAUUGUUAACUUCUAUAGUCCUACUUCAGCUGCCUCACAAAAUUUUACUUAUACACAUAUAAAUAAUUUGAUCGAUACUCUUCCAAAGCCCUUGUUAUUGGCACAAGCCACCACUGUGGGUUCCCACAGAUGGCGUCCCAAUGCAUUAGAUCUCACAAUUGUUUCAUCAUCACCAUCACUUCGUUGCAACUGGUCUGUUCAUCUUGUUCAGCUAUUCUGAAAAUACAAAUAACAAAGCAAGUCAGGGUAAUUUUUCAAAACCAAGCUACAUAAAUGUUGAGUGGUUCAAAUAUAAACAAAUUGUUGACUCCAAAAUUUUAGACCACACUUUCGAUUUUUCCAAUCCCAUUCUUUCAUACAUAAAUUUUUGUAAUAUUUUAUUGUAAAGUGUCAAUGAUGCUAACAUGAAACAAAAAAACACAACCUUAUCACACAACACAAAUCACAAAAAAAGGCUAUGUCUACCUUGGUGGAAUCAGACCUGUACUGCUGCCAUAAAACAGUGUCGCAAGGUUUAUUUGCAAUUCAAAUCAGAUCCUUCUAUGGAAAAUUACAUCUCAUUUAAAAAACAACAAGCACUUAAAAACUUACACUUAGUAAAGAAAGAGAAUCUUCUUGGACAGCUUUUUGUGAGUUACUCAAUAGACAAACGCCAUUAUCGAUCAUCUGGAAAACAAUAAGAAAAUUUAACAAAACUGAUCUUGAUAGUAAUGUUAAAAGCUCUACAAAUAGCAGUUGGAUACAAGAUUUUUUAAAUAAAUUUACAUGAAACCCCCAGACACAGGUCAAUUUCAAUAUCCAUGUAUCAAACAUACAUACACACAAUGAAUUCCUUACUAAAAGUUUUAGUUUACCUGAACUACAUAGUGCUCUCAACUCUAGACGCGAUACAGCCUUUGGUUUAGAUAUUAUUUCAUACAAAAUGUUGAAGAAUCUCUCAGUUGACAUGAAAAAAAUGUUAAUUCUCAUAUUAAACCUACUUUGGAAUGCAUCUCUGAUCCCACCGGAGUGGAAAACUGAUUGCCUUGUACCAAUAUUAAAACCAGGCAAAGAUAACACAAAUCACAAUUCAUACCGACCUAUAGCUCUGACAUCUUGUUUUGGUAAACUUUUUGAGCAAAUGUUAAAACAAAGAUUAGAGUUUUAUAUAGAAUCAAAUAAAUUAUUACCUUCAAAUCAAUUUGGCUUCCAUAGAGGUUUUUCUGCUGCUGAAAGUAUGAAUAAUAUUUACUUAGAUAUUCAUAGUUCAUUUGCAUAUAAAAAAUUCCUUGUCUGUGUUUUUCUUGAUAUUGUUGGAGCGUUUAAUAAUGUUGACCAUCAAGUUCUCACUAGAGAGCUAUUGACUCUCGGCAAACUUUUUUUUUUUUUUUUUCGGGUAGAGGGCCGAACCUCCUACGAGGUCCCCGCGCAAAAGGGGCGCGCGGGGUAUGUGAGACUCAACGAUCUGCAUGGUGUUGUGAGCAGACCGCGGGCCCAAGGAUUUUAGGGCCCACCCACUAAACGACUCCCCUGCACUCUUACACCCGACGUCCGAUCCCCUCCGAGGUCAGAAUCCGGAUGAGGUAGGGGGGCUACCGCGGUCAACACUACAACCAGACGGCGCGGCUCACCCCAAGGACGCCCAGCCGACGGAGCCUUCGAGGCGAAUCGAAGGCUCUGAAACGUCGGCCGUCUCGGUACGGCAGCCCGUCGGGCCGCCCAGACGGUGCCGCUGGUGUCCCGGAAUACCCCGCUGGACCAGAACCAGCCUGCCGGGUCGGGACGCGAUACACCGCCAAACGGUCGCUCUUGUUUGUUUGAUGAAGAAAUAAGACUAAAAAACAAUUUACCUCCAGUAGUAACAUGUGAACAAAUUGUAUUCAAGAAAAUUUGCAGCGUUGGGUUUAAUUAUCUCUUGAUUAAAAGAAUACAUUUAGGAGUUAGAUUUAUUUUAGAAAACGAAUCCUUCUAUACUCGCUUACCUUGGCAUGACACUAAAUUGACUAUGUUGAAUGAACACAACCAGGAAUGGUACAAAGAAAUAGUAACUAAAAUAGAUAAGGAUGAUUAUAUACCAGCUUCUCCAGGUUUCUUAAUGGGGAUGCUCAAUGCAGGUUCAACUACUAUGGGCUUAGUUGCAAUUGCUGGAAUCGAUUUACCAAACACCAUCAUAAGGAGCUUAAGGUCGAGUGAUGAUUUUAUGACCAUAUUUGUGCAUCUGAAAUUCCCCAAUUGGCAACUUUAAUUGGUGUAACAUAUAGUGCAUACAGAUUGUUUGGGAUAAAUCCGAGUAAAGAAAAAACUAUUCUUUUUCCAGAAUCCUUCGGUGAAUAUACAAGCUGAUAUCAGGACAAGGGUUUUGUGAAGCAAUAUGGGGUAGAGACUAGCUCUUUGAAGCCUGGAGGAAAAAAUCCCCAAGAUGAUUUUAAUUAUGUAGUUUCAAAUACUCUCCAAUUAAUAAGAAUUAUAAAUGUUUUAGGAGCUAUAACUAGAAUAGCAGUAAGAGUAGACAAUGUAAGAAUAUUAUGGAAUAUAAAAGUUAAAUAUGGAGAAGCAGAGAGGAAAAAUAUUGGAGAAAAUGUUAUAUUUCUAACGGAUGGAGGAAAAAAUCCAUGGGUUCCUGAAAAUUUAGCUUGUGAUGAGGCCACCAUUAGAUUUAAGAACACAAGUACAGAUUUAGAUAGGAAAUAUUUCAGUAGAAUAAUAAAAAUUCAUUUUCUGAACCUCCUGAAGAACAAUUAUUAUUUCAAAAAGAUGUAGGAUUAUUAAUAGCUAGUGAUGACUCAACUCCUAGAAACGUAUUCUGCUAUAUAAGUAGAUCUAAUAGAACAAAUAAACAGAGCAAUUCAGAAGAAGUAAAAUUUGAGAAGGCAAAUCAAGAAGCUUUUGAGAUUGUUACGGCUAUAGAUCCUUCCUUCUUAUUAACUAUACCUUGUUUAAAAACACCAUUAAAUAAAUAUUUGGCUUCUACUAUGAUAUUAUUAAAAGAGAAAUUAAGACAAAGUAUGACUCCUGAGGAAAUUACAAAAGUAGAAUUGGCCGUGUCUAAAUUAAUCUCUGUUGAUAAAGGAUGAGCGAGAGGAUGUUGAUAAUUUUGAAUUCUUUGAUGACCUAUAGAUACCACUAAAGAUAGAUAGUACUAAACGAAAAAGAGCCUUACCUCGUAAGAUUUGUACGCAUUGUCAUAGAAAGAGACGUCAAAAAUUGCACUCCGACGUUGUUUGUGCAAGUGACUGCCACUGUGAAAAUGUUACGAAGAAAGAGUCGUCAACGGUCUUUAAGACACUUCAAUUAGCUCCCAUCCCAGCGCCGCAACCCAAGCGGAUUGAUGUUACUGAUACCAGUCUAACUGAACCUCGCACACCAGUCGGUAGGAAAUUAUAUAAAGCAUGUGAUUCAGCUCCUUACAGCAUUCACAUCCAAAAGAUACAAUCAAGUCCAAGUAACAAUGUUUCUAUCAAUCCAAUUUCUUGUGGCCGCUUCCUAAAAAAUAAAUCCACUAAAAACAUAGUUAAUGGAAGCUUGAAAAAAAUACAUAGAAAUAGAUUAGUUUUAGCUUUCACUAACUAUGCAGAUGCAAACUGUUUCUUAGAGAAUCAAGCAAUAAAACAAAUUAAUUGUAAAGCAUUUAUUACUUUUUUUUUUCGGGUAGAGGGCCGAACCUCCUAUGAGGUCCCUGUACGGCAGCCCGUCAGGCCGCCCAGACGGUGCCGCUGGUGUCCCGGAAUACCCCGCUGGACCAGAACCAGCCUGCCGGGUCGGGACGCGAUACACCGUCAACCGGUCACUCUAUUUACUCCACGGCAGCGCGCUAGAGUGCUGGUAGCGCGCCGCGCGGCCUCUACCCCCUCAGAUCGCCCCUUCACCUUCACGGCUAAAGUUCGGUUUUCGUCCCGCUGUACAGGGAAGAAAGUGUAACAUUUUGUCCCUGGGUUAGUGCGCAUGCGCGUUAGUGUCCUCAUCGGCUCUCACACACCUAAACUUCUCUGCCAUUGUUGUUCUCGGGUAAUUUGGAAUAUUGUGUUUAGUGUAAAAGUGAAAUAAACAAAAGGCAAUAAAAUUUAAUAGUGAAAUUAAUACUUAGUUAAGCUUAAUAACAAAGAUGAGUUCAUCAGACAGUUCUUAUUCAAUGAGUAGUAGUGAUGACGAGUCAAGAGAUGUUGAUGCAGAAGCACAAAACAUUACACGAAAUGUAGUGCAAAAAAAAUCUAUUUUAAAGUAUCGGAUUUGUUAUGAAAAUUUCAUGAAAUGGAGAAGAGAAAAUAAAAUUCAGGAUCUCACAGAAAAUGUAUUUCUUGUUUAUUUCGAGGAAUUAUUGAAAACAUUAAAACCGUCGACAUUCUGGAACCGGUGGUCCAUGUUGAAAUCAUUAAAUAUAAAAACAAAAAAUCCUCACAUAUGCAAUUAGAUCUAAGUGUACUUUUAAAUUUUAUUAAGCCAUACGAUGGGAGUAAGGAAACUCUUAAUUCAUUUCUAAUAAAUUGCAACAACGCCUACGAGCUCGCGAACAAAAUUAAAAAACCGAUUGUUUUCAAAUACAUUCUAUGUAAGCUGCAAGGUCGAGCUGAAAUCGCUUGCUCCAUUAAGGAGUUUAAUAACUCCGAUCAACUAAAAACAUUUCUAAAAACACAAUUUAGUGAACGGAAGUAUUACUCCUACUUAGUAACAGAACUACAGGAAAGCAAACAACAGGCAAACGAAAAUAUUGAAAAUACUAGUCAAUAUGCGCUCAAAAUUUAAACUCUUUUAUCCCCAACUUCUCACGGAAAUCUCGCUUAACACUACUAAAAAUAAAGAAAUUCACGGUCGCGUCGCAAUGAUGUAGGAAUUAGCUCUCCACCACUUUCUAGUGGAACUACACCCGAGAAUAUCAAACAUUAUUAGGUGUAAGUUACCCCGUAUGUGAAACGAAGCGAUUAACUUUGCUAUAUCCGAAGAGAAAAUUCAACAAACUCUGUAUAGACGCAACGCGCCUAUAGAUCACGUACGCCCACGAAGAAUAAUAACAAAUAAUCCUAACAUGCCCCGCGAAAACCGUAAUCAAUACAACAACCCUCAGAUUCAGCGUUAUAAUUCACAAAAUACUAACUCCAAUCUAGUGUGUCGCUAUUGCAAAAAUCCGGGUCACACGAUCGAGAACUGUAGAAAGAGAGAGUACAAUAACAAAUUCAAAAACUAAUCUAUUCCCGGUCCUUCCACCUCUUCACAAGCACCUAACCAAUUUAAAAAGGUUAAUCUUAUUACUGAGCAAAACAGAUACAACACGGUAGACUAUAAUGAAAUUCCAAAACAAGAAAAUUUAAACGCAUAAUGGACACCCACCCGCCGGUGUCACGAGAGUCCAGCAUCAAGACACUCUCUCGUGACAAACCAAAUCGACACCAAAUAUUCAAAAACAAUCCCGAUGAAUCAAAACACACUCGCUGUAUAAUCUGUAUCUAACUCGCUGAAUCAAAACAAACUCGCUGUAUCCUCUGUAUCCGAUUCGCUGAAUCAAAACAAACUCGCUGUAUCCUCUGUAUCCGAUUCGUUGAAUCAAUUAUAAACUCGCUGUAUCCACCGUAUCUCCUAAAUCUAAACAAUCAAAUUCAAAGCAGAGCACUGAAUCCAUUCCGCAAAAUCCAAAGUCCGCAAAGAAUCCCAACAGCUCAAAACAUACAAUAUUUCUACUAAUCCCGCAAAACAACACCUACCAUUCAUAGAAACAAAAACGACUCUAUCCUCUGUUCCGUUUAAGCUAUUCAUACACAGUGGCGCAUCAAUUAGCCUCAUAAAGUUGUCACAUGACUAGUGUAUCUUGCAAUGGUUUUUGUACUCAUGGUACAUCAUGUGUAUGGUAUAGAUGGGAAGUUAGUCCUAAUAUAAAUAAAUUGGCUAAGGUUUAUAAUAUUGUAUCACAAUUAUGGAUGGUUACUAUAACUCUAAAGUAUAAAAAUAUUUCUAAGACUAUUAUUAUGAAUACUAACAACCCUAAAUAUGACCUCAAUGAUAUUAUAAACAAGGAGUUCAGUCAUAUGCCUAUAUAUGUAACUGGUAUCUCUUAUGAGGUACCCAUACUGAGGAAGAAUAUAAUUGAAUAUGAUAAUCAUUUCUAUAAUAUUGAUGCUAGUUCACAUAAUAUGCCUAUCAAAAAUAUGAUUGGUGAUCUUCAAAUAUCCAAAGAUGGAAAAGAUAUCAUUUUUUAUACUAAUAAUAUAGAUUGUAGUGUAGAUAGCUGUGUUGUUAAGUGCUUAUUAAAUGAACCUUCUAUAGGUAGAUUGCUACCUAAGGGUAUAUAUACAAUGGAUAGAUCUAAUAUUGAGACUUUAUCAAUAUAUGGAGAUAACUGGAUUAACACUAAACAUAGAGUUAGUGGGAAUGUUAAUAUUGCUUUUGGUAAUGUAGAUCUUAAAGAGUUAAUAGUUAAGAAACCUCAUUGUAAUAUAGAUAUAGUUAUGACUUAUGCUUGCACAUAUUGCCUUGAACAACCUAUUGCAGUAUUAUCUUCACACAAUGUAUUUUAUGAGUCAAAUUGCACUUUUAAUAAACCUUUACUAUCUUGUAAUCUAGAAAUGUAUGAAAUUACACAGAUAUCAAAGAACAAAUAUUGUAGAAUUUUUGUACCACUCUUAAACCAAACUAUUGAUUUAUCUUUUGAAUAUGAAUAUAAAGGAGAGCUAACUAACAUGAAAUCAAUCAAGGCUGAAACAAUGACUGAUAUAAUGUCCUCUAUUGUACAUGAUAGCUCAUUUUAUAUAUCAUUAAUUAGCUCAUUAUCUAGUUUCUUAUUGAUAACUACAAUUAGUACUAUUAUUAUAAGAUUGGGUAGAUUAGGUAUAUUAGCUUUCAACAAAAAAAGAAUAUGAGUCGUUAUAAAAAAAUAAUUAAACUUGCACAUAAGCAGGAGACCUAUGACACAUUCAUAGUCGUCCUAUAGUGUGAAGUACAAAAUUAUACACUAUUGAGAAUAGUUGUGGAAGCUUUAAAAUACCUUGAAUGGAAUUAGGAAUAGAUUUUAAGCCUGUGUCUUUACAUAAUGCAUUAAACAAUAAUCUCUGUUGAUUGAAUUCAGGACAAUUAAAAAAAUAUGAUCUAGAUCACACAUGCCAGAGUUACAAUAAGUACAUGCAGCUGAUUCACUUAACUUUAAUCUAAAAAGAUGCGCAGGAAAAUGGCCGUGGCCUAUACGUAAUCUACAAAUAAUCGAUAUAAAGGCUCUUCCCGGGAAGAAUCUAAAAUUAUCAAACCAAGAUUUAGUACUAGGUACUGGGACUAUUUCAGCUAACCAUUUACCUUUCGUUUCUCUGGACUUAGACAAGUAAUUAGACCAACGUUUCAUCAUAUUUUGUUUAAUUGAAUAAACUAAAUCUGAGUACGGAACUUUAAAAUCGGAAAUAUUUAUAUCUUUUGUAGAUUUCGCUAACUUAUCAACAAAUUCAUUACCCACAAUUCCAGAGUGACCUGGCACCCAGCAAAAUUCAUUAAAUAUAUUUCUGAAAUACAAAAAACUCAAACAACUUCUUAACUUAUAAAUUAAAUAAUUUACAGAUGCACUAAUACAUUUAUUUUUAAGAGCUUGCAAGGCGCUCAUUGAAUCAGAUAGAAUUAAAAUUUUGUCCCCUGCAGAGUAAUUUACUCGAAUGUGCUCUAAAGCAUAUAUAAUGCCUAGUACUUCAGCCGAAAAAACAGAGAAAAAAUUGCUACAUUUAUAAACUGAUCCUAUGUUCAUGGACGAAUCAAAAAAUGCAAAACUAGUUCUAUCUUUAGUUUUAGAGCCAUCUGUAUACACUUUAACAAAAUCAGUCUUAUCUUCAAGGAACUCCAGAAAAUCAUUUUUAGAUUUAAACUUGAUUAGAUCAACAGCCACAUCUCUCAACAUGUCAUGAAAGUUAUAUUCGAAACAAGGCAAUAGGGUAGACCAAAAUACCACAUCCUGAAAUUCAAAAUUCAAGUACGUUAUGGCACUGGAUAUGGAUGAAGAAUUAGGAAGCGGAAUUAAAUUAUAAUUUGGAAUAUUUGCAUACUUCAAAUACCUUUUACAUAGAGAACAAGAUCGUCAGCAAAAAAUAAAUGUUUAACAGAAUUUGGAAUUUUCUUUAUGAAACGUACUAAACUAAGUAUGAAUAUGAGAGGUGAUAAAACGCAACCUUGAGGAGUACCUUUAGUAUAAUUUUUAGGACCAAAUAAACUAGAUUUAAUUUUCAAAAACAAAGAGCGCUUGUUCAGAAAAUUGUACAGCCAGAACAGAACAUGUCCUGGAAAGCCUAAAGAAUGUAGACUUUCAAUAAGGUAGGAAUGAUCUAUAUUAUCAAAAGCCCCUUUAACAUCUAAAAAUACCGCUAAUGUAAAUUGAUUAUUAUGGAAGUUAUUUUUAAUAUCGCCAAUCAAACAGCUUAAGUUAUCUAUCGUACUUUUACCUUUACGAAAUCCGUAUUGAGUACUUGGUAUUAAGUUGUUAUUUUCAGUAAACCACUCUAACCUGUUUUUUAACAUAGUUUCGAAAAUUUUCGAAAAACAAGAAGUUAAAGAAAUGGGUCUGUGAGAAUUGAUACAGUUGGGAUCCUUGUAAAGCUUUAAAAUCGGUACUACAUGUUGAGUUUUCCAAAUCGGAGGAAUACAGUUGUUUUGCCAAAGAUCAUAAAAUAUUUGCCAUAAAAUUUCCUUAGCAUACUGGGGAAGAUUUUUGAUUACUUUAUAAGGGAUGAAAUCAGGACCAGGGGAGGUUUCCUUUUUAUUUUCUAACGCAGUCGCAAAUUCGCCCAUAGAGAAUGGGUCUACCAUCCAUUGAGCCUCCGGUUGUCCGUGGCUGUUAAAAAAAUCUUGUAACUUAGAUUCAGAAAUUUCAUUCUCAGAACCAGUUAUCGAGUUCAAAAACAAAGAUGCAUUAGCGGGAUUUUGAAAAAAACUUGAAGACGAAGAAAUAUGAUUGAGUUUAGCGUGUUUAAAUCUACGAAUGUGAUCCCAAAUAAUUUUACUCGAAGUCAUUCGAUUGAAUGAUGAGCAAAGAUUCAUCCAGCUUGAACGUUUUAUUUCAUAUAAAGUUCUUUUCUUCAAAGCGUCCAGCUUUUUGAAAAUAAUAUAGUUUUCCAUAUUUGGAUAAUGCUUGUACGAUAAUAAAGCAACUUUGGCUUGUAAAACUACGCGGUCACAAUCAGCAUUCCACCAAGGAACAGCUUUGGAACAAUUCCGUUUUUUGUGCGAGUAACACUUUUUGUCAAAAGUCAUUAAUAUGUCAUGUAAAAUACUCAAAAACAUAUUAUAAUUUUCAAGAGGGUUAUCAGCGAAGCUAAAACUUGAAAACUCACUUUCACAUAACUUAUUAAAUUUUGACCAGUCAAACUUAUUAAAAUUUAUGUUAGCUAAAGAGGUAUUAUCUAGUGUAUCAACUUGAUUUAUUGAAGAGGUGGUCGGGCCAAAGGAAGGAUGGGAAGGAAGAAAAGCAUCGUUAAAGACUUCAAUAAGUAGUGGGAAAUGAUUACUACUGAGCAAAUCAUCAAGGACAGAAACUGUGCAACUAGAGCUAAGAGCAGGGGAAGCGAAUACUAGAUCCAAUACAUUUCCUUGUUGACCAAAUGGAGCAAAGGUUGUGAUUGUGUCAUCAUUUAAACAAACUAACUCAGAACUUUCCACAUAAUCAUGAAGGGCUUUACCUCUUCUAUCAUUGACUCUUGAACUCCAGGAAGCAUGAUGUGCAUUGAAGUCACCAAUUAUUAAAUAAUUAUUUGAAACAAAUUUAGAACAUGAAUCUUUCAAUAAAUUAAUAGUGAACUUACCAUUUGGUGGUGGAGGAAUGUAAACACAUAGAAUGUCAAAAGAAAAAUUAUUAAUGUAAACUGUAAUUAAAAUAUUUUGAAAAUGAUAUUGAGAAA
Messenger RNA from Bombyx mori (domestic silkworm), 11561 nucleotides. RefSeq lists its product as uncharacterized. The coding region runs from base 329 to 1288 and encodes 319 amino acids. The transcript has 2 exons. Gene Ontology annotation, molecular function: zinc ion binding; nucleic acid binding. Lineage: Eukaryota; Metazoa; Arthropoda; Insecta; Lepidoptera; Bombycidae. The record is from RefSeq and is a predicted model, not a curated record.